Molecule: messenger RNA, 441 nt
Organism: Radiomyces spectabilis
Lineage: Eukaryota; Fungi; Mucoromycota; Mucoromycetes; Mucorales; Radiomycetaceae
Exons: 1
Source: RefSeq, a predicted model, not a curated record
GACAUAGUUUCGACAAUGAUGAAGCUGGGUGCCCACACCUUGAUGAAACAAUUGACGAAAAGUACGCUGUCACCAACUGAGGAGGCGUUAUUGGAGUUAUCGAUCUCGCGGAUUGUCAAUACGCUCAAUACUUCAAUGCAGGAGACCUAUCAAAACAUUUUCUCUCCAUAUCAGUGGGCCCAUAUUCAGAAUGUUGCAUCCGCAUCAAACCUUGACAGCUACGACGGUUUAACGGCAGAAUCCAGUGCCCUUUUCGAUGCCGUUGUUAAUGCUGGGGACACGGUCUGCGACGUCAUCGCUUUCAUCGACGAGAAAAAAUUACAAAUAUCGAAAACAAGAUCUCAUCAACAAAGUCAGUCAUACCUGAUGCUGCUCAUCCUGGAACACAUCGUUCGAAAUUGGGAUCGCUGGUCAAAAAAAGCGGAUGAAUCGGAAUUGACU